GUGAAAUUUGUAAAAAAAACAUAUGGAAAAAUAUUUUUGUAUAUCAUUUAUGAAUAAAACAAAAAAAAAUUAAUUUCUUUUGGAAUUUUAAAAACUCUUAUUUUUCACACUCACUGAUAUUUUUAUAAAUAGAGAGGAAAGAGAAAAAUAUUUUAUAUGUGAGAAAAAUAGAAUAAUAUUGUUGUUUGAUUAAGGGGAAAGAAGAGUGAGAGAGGAAAAUUUCAUAUUAUUGUAUCGUUGAAAUAGAACUCAAAUUUCUAAAUAUAGAACAGUUGCUUUCGACUCGUUGUUCAAACUCGUUCGUUAUUUUGUAUGUGGUGUACAUAGGAACGUGAUUUGCGUGAUUUUUUUUCUUUUUUAAAUUUUUGAAAAAAAAAAGAAAUUUCAAAUAUUUUUAAUAUAAUAUGUAUACUGUGGUGAAAAUUAAAUUAAUAAAAACUGUUAAAUAAUCAAAGAGAAAAGACGGCCAAGAAUAUAUAAAAAAUUAAAACUUAAAAAUAAAAAAAUUUCAUAAAAUGGAAUUUAAAAUACAUAUUUGGAAAAUUUAAAAUUUGUGGUUAAUUUUAAGUGAAAUAUUUAUCCGAAUUUCGAUUUAUAUGCUUAUAGAGACUUUUAAGGUGGUUAAAAAUGUACAGAAAAAAUUUUUUUUUUGCUUAAUUACUUAAAUUGAAAAUUCAUGAAGAAAUUUGCUUUGAGAUGUUUUUAAAUCAGGAAACAAUAACUGUUACUGCAUUUCACGCAUAAAAAACAAAAAUUUCAGUAGUAAAUUGAGUUCUGUAGUACAGAGGACCUCCUGGAAUACAUAUGUAUAUAUACUUAGUGACUCAUUCUAAAAUUUGUUCUAAUUUUUAAAAUAAAUUAUAAACUUUAACUAAAUAAUGCUAUUAUUUUUAAUGAACUUUCUAAGAAUUGACUCAAAAUAACAUAAAAAAAAAACAAAAAACAACAACAAGAACGUGAUUUUUUCAUUUUGCCACUUCUAUCGUACAUAUUUUCUCGUUUUUCAUUUGUCAACAACAUGAAAACUAAAAAUUUUUCCCCCAAAAUAAAAAUAUAAUUUAUAGUGAAAAGAAAAACAAAAAUUUUUUUUGGGGAUUCCAGGAAAACUAAAAACAAAAAUUAAUAUAAAUUCAAAAUUAUUAAGAAUUUAAAAGAAAAUUAUUGCCACUUUAUUAUAAUUUAAAACUGAAAAAGAAAAAAAUAUAUGAAAAAUUUUGAAAAUAAUUUAAUAAAAAUAAAAAAAAAUAAAUAAUAAUAUUGCAGGAAGUACAAAAUUAUUAAAAACCAAAAAUUAAAAAAUAAAAGAAUUAUGAAGAAAUCUAAAAAUAAAUUAGAAAUAAAAAUGUUUUGGCUAAAAAAUUCCCCUUCAAAUUUAUUGAUUUUAUCAUUUCUAUUAUUUAACUGUCAUAUUAAUUCUCCAAUAAGUUUAUCAGUUGUAGCAGCAACUUAUAAUCAUGGAACAUCAUCAUUAUCAUUUGAUGAAAUUAAUAAUAAUAAUAUUGGUAGUGGUAGCAACGAUGCCAAAAUAUCAACAUAUCCAUUACAAUUUAAUAAUGAUAUAAAUUCAAAUAAUAAUAACAAUAACAAUAAUAAUGUAAAUUUUAAUUAUACAAAAUAUUUUGAAAAUAAUAAUUAUUACAAUAAUAACAAUUACAAUAACAAUAAUUACAAUAAUAAUAAUAAUAAUAAUGAUAAUAUAAAUAUACAAAGUUUAAGUGAUUGUUCACCGGACCGUCUAGUGGUUUAUAAGGUUGUACUGCAUACAUAUUGGACACGAAAUUUAUUUCCAAAACAUUAUCCAGAUUGGCGGCCACAAGCCCAAUGGACAAAAACAAUUGGUGAGUAAUCAAAAAUAUUCAAAUAUUUCUUGCGUUAUUUAUCACAAAUUGACCUUCAGAUAGGUAAGUAGAAUUGUAAAUUUAAUUGAAAACAACAGUUUUGUUUACAAUUUUAAACAACUUUUA
Condylostylus longicornis is the source of this 1964-nucleotide messenger RNA. RefSeq names its product GATA zinc finger domain-containing protein 13-like. The record is from RefSeq and is a predicted model, not a curated record. The transcript is spliced from 4 exons. The coding region runs from base 1310 to 1846 and encodes 178 amino acids. NCBI's taxonomy places the organism in Eukaryota, Metazoa, Arthropoda, Insecta, Diptera, Dolichopodidae.